GUGGCGGAAUAUUAAUGGUGACAUCUAGUUAGUCGGUUCUGUGGCGUAUUCCGCGAACCGAACAUGCUCGAGGUGGUCAGACGCAUCAGUAUUUUCGGCAGUGGCGUGCAGAACGGCGGCAGUCAGACGAAUGUGCGACGGAGGAAAAAAGUGCGCGACAAUGCCGUGCGAAUCAGACCGCGGAGUUUGUUGUGCAGCGAGCCGCCGGAGAAAGGCUUUAACGAGAGCAAUACUUGGCGGUAUUAUAAAGAGAGGCCCAAAUCAUUUAGGCACAGUUUUUUGGAGGGAGUAGAGGAAGCAGCAGAAGCCAACAUGACAUCGGGACAUUUGCAAAGAGCAGGAAGUGCUUUAACGCAAAAGAAAGAAGGAGAGGAAGAUCGAAGCCUCACUUCCCGAAUGCAGCCUACAAUACCCAUCGAUCAAAUCCGCCAACGUCCAAUGCUGGCCACGCAAAACAACACCUCGUGCGUACUGGCCACUUUCAGUUGCAACGUGGCCUUCGAAUGCUCCUCGCAAUCGCUGACCAGUGUCUGUAUUGCUUGGAUCUGGUUGAAAUCGAUCUUCUCGGUGGGCGACGCCAGACAAACUGUGACUAAACCUUAUUUGAGUUUUGGUGUUUCAUGGUUUCAUAAAUCGACAUACCUAAAAGAUACGCCCCCCAGCGGUUUGGAGAAGAAAUUCAGCCUCGAGUACAUCGAACGAGAAGUUGGCUUGCAAAAAUUCAUACCGCACUUUGAGAAAAAUAAAAUAAAAUCUCUCCAAAAAGCAUCCAGGACCAGCCUUACAAAGAACGUACACAUGAGCGAAUUCGACUGCAUGUUCCAGUACAUGGAAACGUUGAAACACCACACAAACUUCGACCAGGAGAGGUUUGAAGUGGAUUACGGAAGUAGUUUUACCGUGCCUGUGGAGUUGGUGAUUGGGCCGCAUAUUGGGAUACAAGCGUCGCCCACCAAGAAGAUCGAUUUCAACCAGAUCCAAGCAAUACAGACGCUGGUCAGCGAUUGCGAGGAGCAUUCGAAGGCCACGUUGCAACUGAAGGUGGCCAGUACGCACGAGGUGUUGUUUUUUACGUGUCCCAGCGUGGACGUGGCGGAGAGUUUGGCGGAUUUGAUCGAUGGGUAUUGUAGGCUGCAUUCGGGAAGUGAGGCUUCGAUCUGGAAUAAGAAAGCUACUAUUUGGAAACAAUUUCCUUGUCCUUGCAAAGAUUCUGCGCAAGUCAAAAACAGAAGCGGCAAAGACAAGACAUGCGUGAAUUCGACUGGUACGAUGCUGUCGGAAGAUUACGCUGAAAUUGUCGAAGAAGGAGAUUAUUCAGUACCAGCAGUGAAGGAUUACGAACUGGAUCGUAACCAAAUAGAAUUGGGAGAAAUUUUAGGAGAAGGUCAAUUUGGAGACGUCCACAAAGGCCUCGUUCGUACCAAAGAUGGACACAGUGUUCCCGUAGCCGUCAAAACGUGCAAAGGAGAUGCCGACACUACUGAGAAGUUUUUAGAGGAAGCUUUCAUAAUGCAACGUUUCGACCACCCCCACAUCAUCAAACUGAUAGGCUUCUGUUCCGAAACGCCCGUCUGGAUCGUCAUGGAACUGGCCAAAUUGGGCGAGCUUCGCGCCUACCUCCAGAACAACAAGCACCGACUGGACCUAUCCGCGCUGCUCACCUACGCCUACCAACUGUCCACCGCGCUCAGCUAUCUGGAAUCGAAGAAAUACGUUCACAGAGACAUCGCGGCCAGGAAUGUACUCGUUAGUUCGGAUAAGUGCGUUAAAUUGGCCGAUUUCGGGCUAUCGAGGUGGAUGGGGGAAGACCAAAGUUACUAUAAGGCCUCGAAAGGAAAGUUACCUAUUAAGUGGAUGAGUCCGGAGAGUAUUAAUUUUAGGAGGUUUACUACGGCGAGCGACGUGUGGAUGUUUGGAGUAUGUAUGUGGGAAAUCCUGAUGCUCGGCGUGAAACCCUUCCAAGGCGUCAAGAACAACGACGUCAUCGGAAAAAUCGACAACGGCGAGCGUCUACCCCUGCCGGACAAGUGUCCUCCCCGUCUCUAUUCCCUCAUGUCCCAGUGCUGGGCGUACGAGCCUAGCAAGAGGCCCAGUUUCAAGGAUAUUAAGGAAAUCCUCCAGGAAAUACUGCUAGAGGAAAACCAGGCGCAGCAGGAUACGUUACGGCGCGAGACUAGGAGGGUGGCGGCAAUGUCGUGGGGUCCUAUGGAUGAGUCAUGUCCGCCUCCUAAACCUACCAGACACCCGAUGCAAGCUUUGGACUCGUCGUCGCUGGCCUCCCUCGACAUGUCCAAUCCCGUCCCCCAGACCUACAUUGUGGCGCAGAACCCCGAAGUGCUGGCGCACCUGAUGAAGGAGAACGAGACCAGAGGCGUCACCCCGGCAAUGUAUACAGUACCAGCCUCGGUAUUUAAUACGGUAGCGGUAGAUUUCGAUAAAAAAGAUGACAUUCCCGAACCCGUCCUCAAAACCUGCCCCAUCCCCAUGCAGAACCUGCAAAAACUCGAUCCGGAGGUUCCGGACGAACCCCCGAAAUCAGCCGUCGUCGGUUCGGGAACCUUGGAACGCACGCCUUCGCGUACUAGUACAGACGGUUCCGCUUCUAAGAUGGGUUCGUUGGAACGCCGACACGCCGAGGCCACUACCUCUCCUAAACUUAACUCGCUCGAAAGGAACGCGCAAGGCGUGUAUAACUCUCACACUAACCUAGAGAAAACCGGAAUGUUUAGUCCGAAGUUAGGUUCGUUAGAACGCAAACCGAAAAGCUCUUCCCCGAAGUUCGGUUCUUUGGAACGGUCUCAGGGUCACGUUUCGCGAAAAGAUUCCUUGGAAAGGAACGCUGCGAUUCGGGAUAUCGAGUCGCUUCCUAAUUAUCAUCCAGAUCCGGUCAUUUACCACGUGGAGGACCAUGUGAAGAGGUUCGAGGAGAGCAUUUACGAUUUCGGAGGGGCGAACGUGAAGAGCUGCGCACACAAGCAGCAGUUUUUCGUGAAGUCGACGCAGCACGUGGUCGAGCACAAGCCGCAGCCUACCAUUUCAUUGUACAGCAAUCAGUUUUUCGACACUGUGAGGUACCCGUCAUCAGGUCACAUUAAUCACAAUGUCCUGGAACAGCAAUUGCGUCAGCAACAGAUCGAAUCGGAAGAGGAUUCUAGGUGGCUAUUAGAGUCAGAAACAAACCUGAGGAAAAGACUGAGUACGGCAGCGCCCGACGAAACCGAUGAUCUCCUUCACCAGCAGAAAUCUCUCCCCACCAGUCCUCUUAGCUCGUCCAAUCCCCAGUUGGUGACGGCGAUGGGCGAGAUGACCUUGGCACAGAGCGGGAACGGCUUGCAGAGCAGUACGGGCUCCUUGUCCAGCAGCAAGAGUCAUUCUCCGGCAACGUCGCUUAACAACACGCUGGCCAAUCAACAGGCGACGUUCGAAUAUGGAAGCGAUACUGAUAGACCGAGGGAAGUACACCAAAAUCCGACGGCAAACUUAGAUCGUACAAACGACAAAAUCUACGCGUGUACGACGGACGUAGUGAGAGCUGUGAUGUCUUUGUCUCAGGGGGUGCAACAAUCUCAGGCGCAUCAAUAUUUGGACUUGGUGAAGAAAGUGGGUUUAGAUCUCCGGGCGUUGUUGGCCAGCGUCGACCAGAUGGUCGUCAUAUUUCCUCCUUCAGCCAUCAAAGAGGUGGAAAUGGCCCAUAAAGUGCUAUCCAAAGAUAUGGCGAAUCUUGUGAGCGCGAUGAAACUUGCGCAGCAGUAUAGCAGUACGACUUUGGACGGGGAGUAUAGAAAGGGCAUGCUAGCUGCAGCUCACGUUUUGGCCAUGGACUCCAAGAACCUUCUCGACGUCGUGGACGCGAUACGGAUACGUCAUCCCGAGCUCAACCACCAGCCGUACAAGAACGAGGACUACAUCCAAGACCGAUCGGACGACAGUGAACUCUCGUCUUCGCUAGAAAGACCGGAAAAGGUGGACAGAGAACGACAUUUUUCACCCACACCUGUGACUUGUAGCUUCGUUCCUGUCCAGAUGUACAGCAACCAAAUUCAAACAGCUGCGGUUUCGUCGAGUUUAAACGCUAGCCAAGUCGAUAGCUAGUCUGAUUCGGAUAGGUAAAAGUCAUAGACCGGAGGGUUUGUAUAGGAUGAUACUGACGCGUUGAUUUGGUUUAGCUCAUGAUUUUCGAUAAAAUUGAUAAGAUUCAGUUGAUAGAAACUGUUAUUUCUCAUAGGAUGACUUAAAAAUUAUUUCAAAUUCGCUUUGUUUAAGUAGGGAUCUUUUUAAUAUACACUUAGAUGCAAAAAAACGCAACGGAUUUUUUUUUCGUCAAGUUCAAAGUGUUAUAUU
Molecule: messenger RNA, 4341 nt
Organism: Sitophilus oryzae (rice weevil)
Lineage: Eukaryota; Metazoa; Arthropoda; Insecta; Coleoptera; Curculionidae
Product: focal adhesion kinase 1-like
Biological process (GO): signal complex assembly; protein phosphorylation
Cellular component (GO): focal adhesion
Molecular function (GO): ATP binding; protein tyrosine kinase activity
Source: RefSeq, a predicted model, not a curated record